Myotis daubentonii (Daubenton's bat) is the source of this 3685-nucleotide messenger RNA. Its product is annotated as MBT domain-containing protein 1-like. Lineage: Eukaryota; Metazoa; Chordata; Mammalia; Chiroptera; Vespertilionidae. The record is from RefSeq and is a predicted model, not a curated record.
AUCCUCAUGUUUCAGAGCCGGAAGGGACGUUAGAGGUCACCCCAAGCCGCCGCCCCCUCUGCAGCCUCUGACAAGUGCUUUUCAGGUUCAUUGUUAAGGAUUCAUAGCUUUCUUCUGAAGAACUGAAAGUCCAUUCAUGUGAAUUAUUUAUUUUAUCAUACAUCCUUUCUGUGUGAUUGAACAUUUUCAUGAUCCCAGAGGAAAAGAAGAGACUCAUUCGGGAUGUUUGACGGUUAUGAUAGCUGCAGUGAGGACACAGGUAGCAGCUCCAGCUCUGAGGAGAGUGAAGAGGAAGUUGCUCCUUUACCUUCUAAUCUCCCACUUAUCAAAAACAAUGGACAAGUCUACACAUACCCAGAUGGCAAAUCUGGCAUGGCUACCUGUGAAAUGUGUGGGAUGGUUGGUGUGCGAGAUGCUUUUUACUCCAAAACAAAGCGUUUCUGCAGUGUUUCGUGUUCAAGAAGUUAUUCGUCUAAUUCCAAGAAGGCAAGCAUUUUGGCCAGACUUCAGGUAACGGGUAAGCCUCCAACAAAGAAAGCAAAAGUUCUUCAGAAACAACCUUUAGUUGCUAAACUAGCCGCAUAUGCUCAGUAUCAAGCUACCUUGCAAAAUCAAGCAAAGACUAAAGCAGUAGUCUCCAUGGAAGGUUUCAGCUGGGGUAACUACAUCAAUAGCAAUAGCUUUAUAGCAGCUCCCGUUACCUGCUUUAAACAUGCACCCAUGGGGACCUGCUGGGGUGAUAUCUCAGAAAAUGUGAGAGUAGAAGUUCCCAAUACAGACUGCAGCCUGCCUACCAAAGUCUUCUGGAUUGCUGGGAUUGUAAAAGUAGCAGGUUACAGUGCCCUUUUAAGAUAUGAAGGAUUUGAAAACGAUUCAGCUCUGGACUUCUGGUGCAAUAUCUGUAGCUCUGAUAUCCGUCCAGUUGGCUGGUGUGCAGCCAGUGGGAAGCCUCUUGUCCCUCCUAGAACUAUUCAUCAUAAGUAUACGAACUGGAAAGCUUUUCUAGUGAAACGACUUACUGGUGCCAAAACACUUCCUCCCGACUUCUUACAAAAGGUUUCAGAAAGUAUGCAGUAUCCUUUCAAACCUUGCAUGAGAGUAGAAGCGGUUGACAAGAGACAUUUGUGUCGAACACGAGUAGCAGUGGUGGAAAGUGUAAUUGGAGGACGAUUAAGACUAGUGUAUGAAGACAGCGAAGAUAAAACAGAUGUUUGGUGCCAUAUGCACAGCCCACUAAUCCAUCAUAUUGGCUGGUCUCGAAGCAUAGGCCAUCGAUUCAAAAGAUCUGAUAUUACAAAGAAACAGGAUGGACAUUUUGAUACACCACCACAUGUAUUUGCUAAGGUAAAAGAAGUGGGCCAGAGUGGGGAAUGGUUCAAGGAAGGAAUGAAAUUGGAAGCUAAAGACCCAUUAAAUCUUUCCACAAUAUGUGUGGCAACCAUUAGAAAGGUGCUGGCUGACAGAUUCCUAAUGGUUGGGAUCCAUGGCUCAGAAGCAGCAGAUGGAUCUGACUGGUUCUGUUAUCAUGCAACCUCCCCUUCUAUUUUCCCUGUUGGUUUCUGUGAAAUUAACAUGAUUGAGCUUACUCCACCUAGAGGUUACACUAAACUUCCUUUUAAAUGGUUUGACUACCUCAGGGAAACUGGCUCCAUUGCAGCAGCAGUAAAACUAUUUAAUAAGGAUGUUCCAAAUCACGGAUUUCGUGUCGGAAUGAAGUUAGAAGCAGUAGAUCUCAUGGAGCCACGUUUAAUAUGUGUAGCCACAGUAACUCGAAUCAUUCAUCGCCUCUUGAGGAUACACUUUGAUGGAUGGGAAGAAGAAUAUGACCAGUGGGUAGACUGUGAGUCUCCUGACCUCUAUCCUGUAGGGUGGUGUCAAUUAACUGGAUAUCAACUACAGCCUCCCGCAUCACAGUCAACAAGAGAAAGCCAAUCGGGUUCAUCAAAACAGAAGAAAAAGGCUAAGUCCCAGCAAUACAAAGGACAUAAGAAAAUGACUACAUUGCAGCUGAAGGAGGAGUUGAUAGAUGGAGAGGACUACAGUUUCCUGCAAAGAGCAUCUGACCCGGAAAGCAAUGGCUCUGCCAACUUCUACAUCAAGCAAGAGCCCUGAGGGGGCUCAGAAACGGAGGGUGGGAGGGAAGUUUCACACGGGACUGAUUUGUAGUCCACCCAGCUGUACGCGGGGCUGUUCUACUGGGACAUUUUGCUAAACAGAAAAUUUCAGUUCCGGAUUUUUCAGGUGGGUGGGGAAACUAUUUUAGUCGUGGGGGGAAAUUUUUCAAUUUAUAAAGAUGGACAAUUUUUGUGUUGUAUUUGAAGCUUUUGAAAGAAUUUUGUAAUAUUUUACACGUUUGGGUUUAUGUGCAUUGUUAACAAGAACUGAAAUUCUAACUUUUUUGGUAAGAUUAAAGUUUAGGUAGCAGGACUGAAAGAAAUGAUUUAAGAAGGAUAUAGUUGUAAAUGCAAGCGAACUGUCAAUACAAAUGAACCUUUUUGGUACCUGUUGGGAGAUUUGGGGAUUUUAGAAGUUCGGCCAGUCACAUCUCCAGCUUCCUUUGCUGCAGAAACAUGCAACUGAACCCCCUCCUGGAGGGGUUGUCACCAAAUGGAUCAUGGAAGGGGUGAUUAAUUCUGCUUGUCUGCAUUUUUAUGGCAGGCCAUUUUAAAUGUUUGUACAGAAAUGUUUUUCAUUCUGUGAACAUUUAUUUGGAGUUCUAUAUGAAACUGGAAGAACUCUGGAUACUUUACUAUGUUCUCCUUUAAUAAAAAAAAAUGAUAAAAAUGAUCCUAACACUGAAGUGUUAAAAACUGGAAUGGUUGACCAGAUAUACAGGGUGUCAUUCUACAAGUUGAGGGGUAGGGAAAAAUGCAAUAUUGUUCUAAGUUUAUUUUAUUUUCCUUACUAAAAAGUACCCCACAAAAGGGAUUUUGAUUAGUUCUCUGCCACUUCCCUCCAUCUGUGAGAUAAUACUUGGUUUAACCACACCCCAAAACAGAUGUUCUGUAUUACCAGGAGAAUCAAAUUCUGAGUUGUUUAAAGCCAAAAUAAGUUUAGAUUUCAAAAUCAUUCCAGCUCUGCUUUUAACUAUCCUGGACUUGUUAGAAAACUAAUUUGAAUGAGAAUUUAAUUUUCUUAAGAUUCCAUAUAUAUCUAUAUAGUAUGAGCUGUCUUUAUUUGUGUUCAGAAUUAGUUUUAACAAUAAUAACUGAUUUGGACCAUUUUGAACAUUCCCUAUUUUAAAAUUCGUAUGGCUUCCUUUCAAAAAAGGAUCUAAGGGUAAAUUGGUGAAAGGUUUGCUCUCUACAUUUUCUAAUGUUGAGUUGUGACUGAAUGAGAGAGCUCUAGCGUUUACCAGUGAGGUUCAUAAACGAAACUCUCAGGAAUUAUUGCAUCUGUUCUAGAAGUGCUUCUGGGUCUUCACCUGGACUCUUCAGUGGUGAUAGUGACCAUCUCCUCUGGAAUAUCGGUAGGGCUAAUUAGAAAUUAAUCAAAAUGAUUAAACUCUACAGUCCUUCAACCUAUGGAAUGCUUUAAAAAAUGUUAAUGGAAAGCCCCAGGAGACAUUCAGGUAAGAUUUUUGUUUGAAUUUUAAAAUGCAUAGAACAUUAAAAACCAGCAAUUUAUUUUCUAAAAUAAUGCUCUACUUUUGGGAAUAAUAGCAUUGGUAAUAUGCACAGGUUUA